Adineta ricciae is the source of this 1308-nucleotide messenger RNA. NCBI's taxonomy places the organism in Eukaryota, Metazoa, Rotifera, Eurotatoria, Adinetida, Adinetidae. The record is from the annotation of a GenBank genome assembly.
AUGGUUUCAAGAGCGGUGGAUCUCGUCGCUCGAAAGCUAGCUGGCAUGGAUACGGAAACAGUAGCACGUUUAACCCAAGUUCUGAGUGAAGAAGCGCAAUCAAUCUCAGAUGAACUUCAGUACAGCGGACAAAAUGUCGAUGCCGAUAUCUUAGCUGCAAGACUAGAAGGACUUGUAGCAAGAAUUAAGCAUGAAGCUCGAAAUACGGAUCAUGAUCCAUCUCCAUAUGAAUUUCCAAUUUUUAACGUUUCGCAUAAUCCAGCUGCUCCUUAUCCGAAUCCAAUCAAUCAUCUCUAUGAUAAACGCUACAAAGAAGCAUACUCCACUUUUAUCAAACAAAAUCAGCAACAAUCAUCGGCUUCUAGCGCGACGACUGCUGCUUCGACGUCUUCUUCAUCAACGUCUCAAACACCAAAACCUUCGACACCAAGUGUACCAUCUCCAGCAACACCGUCUACUACGGUUGCAAUAAAACCCAGUUCUUCAUCUACAAAUCCCAAUUAUUCCAAAGUUCAAUAUCAAAGACCAUCCAGCAAUCAACUCCCUUCUCCUGGUUUUGUACCAGCCUUCACAUCUCAAAAUACGAAUGGUUGGCCGUAUACAAGUUCUAACAAUACGCAGCCCUCCUCUAGCAAUGCACAAGUAGUACAUCGCUCAGCGACAGGUACUGAUUUACAGUCGUCGGCAUUGUCUCGUUCGGUUAGUACGAACAAUCUGAGUCAAUCUUCGGCUACUGGCAAAGAACAAAUUCGUGUACGUGUUAUAAAUGAUACUUCAAAUCCGCCGGGAUUAUUGAGAAGAUCAAAUAGUGCUAUGAAUGUCAACAACGAUGCAUUAACUACACCUACCAUAUACGCAUCACCGAGCACGGAGCUAGAUAAGGAAACCAUGGAAGAUCUAUUCAAAGUCGUUAACAGUCAACGGGCAGAAGCUCGGCGAUCUACGACAUCACCGAUGAGAGAGCGCAUCAUUGUUAUCGAUCGACGUGGUUCAGCCACGCCUGACAAUGGUGGAAAUCCAUCUGGUCAAAAUCGAUUUCGUACGUAUGAAAUUCGUACACCAGUGCUAGAAAAGCCGCCAUCAAGCAGCACAGGAACUACUCCUACUUCACCUUCGACCACAACAAUGGCUGUGCCUUCAACUACAUAUACAUCUCAACCUCAACAAACAAACUACUUUGCAGGUCAACAAAUGUACUAUCAACAACCGAAAAUGUAUUCAUCUACACCUACUAAUCCAUUUUCCACAUCUACACCUUAUGCACCCCGUGUGAAUGGGUUUUAUCCAUAUGGGUAUUAUCAUUACUAA